Molecule: messenger RNA, 14149 nt
Organism: Nomia melanderi (Alkali bee)
Lineage: Eukaryota; Metazoa; Arthropoda; Insecta; Hymenoptera; Halictidae
Product: dual specificity calcium/calmodulin-dependent 3',5'-cyclic nucleotide phosphodiesterase 1
Biological process (GO): signal transduction
Molecular function (GO): 3',5'-cyclic-nucleotide phosphodiesterase activity
Source: RefSeq, a predicted model, not a curated record
CUCUCUCUGUCUGAGCCCCCCCACCCCUGAACGCCGGCAGUUUCGCAAAACCGCAGCGGGACGUCCGACUAAACACGCGGUUCUUCCACUGGCGCGGUGCAUAUCAAUGGCGGCCGUGGUUCGCCGAGGUUCGCCGUGGUCUCCCCAAUCCCAAACGCAAUGCAGGAUUCCUCCGAGAGGUCAAAGUUCCCGUCGAACGCGUUGGUCCCCCGGCAGGUCGCAGCGACAUGGAAACCAAUACUCGUAAUCCCGCGAGACAAGCGUUUCGGCACAGUGUUGUCCCAUCGAUCGGCCGAAUAGAUUGUCGGUUGUCGACGAGCUAGCGGCAAUCGGCCCGCGGAAUCGUCGCCGGUGCAUCUCGGUUUAACGGCUGAAUUGGAUAUCGGGAAAAAGGUGACGGUGUCACGAACGAAAGGGAACCUUCGAUCGAAACGCAAAUAGCGUCGAUGAAGAGGAAGUACGACGAUCCGAGACGGGGUAUUAAUAAAUAUCGAUGAAACGUCGCCGGACCCGCGUAACACUUCCGACUGAAAGGAGAAAUCCGUGAACUGUGCGACGUCCAGUGAAAUAUCAGCGGUUCGACCGUGUCCAUCUGAGAUCACCGAUGAUCGAGGAAAGAAUAGGGGAUCGAUCGGCGGACAACGCGCGUGCCGGCUUCGCGAGAGUGCCGGCGCGCCGGUGCGCGAGCGGGCAAACUGAAUUUAAUGUUAUGGUAACGUGAAUCGAUCGUAGAAUACACCUGGGCGCUCCCCAUCACGUUUUCCCGUGUCCGUGCACCUAUGCGACGACCACUGCAAAUGCCUUGCAGAAGAAGGGUAGAAGGUAAUUGAACUAUCGAAUCAAAUCCGCCCGUCCGGAAUUCAGCCGCGAAAUUAUCCUACUGAAACUUGCUCGUUUGUUCGUACCGUUCACGAGACGGAGGGACCGGCCUCCGGUGGCUCGUUCGCACGAAAUUUCCCGUGUGUGCUUUUCGGUGGUCGGCUGCCGCGCGGAUCCAUCGGCGAUCGAUCAGCCGCGGCUUCAAAGACGGCCGAGCAAAGAAAAUGGGGAGCGAGGACCGUGUCCAUGGCCGCACCGUUUACAUCGAGCCGACCCGAUACCCGUUUCAAACACGUGUUAAUUCGCCGCCGGUCGUUUGGCGUCGAGCAAUCACCGGGAAGAAUCACUAGAGUGUACGGUGGUGCAUCCCUCGGAAGAAGAAAGGCUAGCCGGAGAGCCCUUUCCGAUUGAAUCGCGUCGACACCGAUCGAAUUCAGCCGGACUUCUCGAAGAUCGUGACAACCUCCGGGAAACGUCGUCGAAAAUGACGAUCAGUGAUUCGACGUUGAGUCGAUUCGCAUUGUAGUGAGCAUUUCUCGACAUCAUAGUUGCUGCGUGGUGCUGCGAUCAGAAACCGUAGAAAAUAUUCACGGGACCUACACGGCACGUAUUUGCUGGUAAUUUCACGCGCAUACGUGACGAGAAAGAUAUCGGCCGCGCGGGGCGAGCUCGUGAUUCUCGGCGUGCGCUCGCGGGGAUCGUUAGAGCGUAAUCGGCAGCGGGGUCGCUGCACGCGGCAGAAAUUUUUACGGCAACGGAAACCUUAUCGGGAAAGAACGAGGUCCGCGUAAGCGCGAAGAAACCGAGGGAACAAGAGAAAUGACGAGCCCCGGUUUAUUUGCUUCCGUCAUUCGUGCCGCCGGUGUUAUUUAUAACCGCGCAUGACGGGCCGAAGGUUUCCUCGGAAGGUGAUUAAACCAGAAGUUCGUGCCAUCGGUGACGAGACGCUCCGCCUGGACGAACUGACGAAGUCGAUGAAUCGGUGAUCAACGGUCUCCGGGACGCAACGGAAUCUUCGUCGAGUACGAAUCGGGGGAGUGAAACGCGAAGGAACGCGGUUCAACUGUGACAUCGUGUUGACAAUGAAUUUGAGGGAUCAUUAGCCGAACGAGCACAAAAGAAACUCGCCAUAAAAGAGUCUCCCUUUGCAUCAGCUCGUGUCCCGUGCUGAUUGGAUUGCAAAUCGACCCGGUCGGUGAGCAGAGAACGAGUAAAGGAAGAGCUGCUGUUUGGAAACAAACCGAUCUACACGGUUCGAUGUAAUUUAAAGGAAUUCAAAGCCGAUUGGAGCUGACAGAUGCUGUUCAUUCGAGAUCCUUAACCGAAAACCAGCGCUAUCGCAAGCAAUUACAGUAGAUACACAAGUUUCCCUUGGAACACAGGAUUGUACUGAUUGCAACUGAAGUCGACGAAACCUACAAGUCGCUUAAGAAGCGUUCGCCUAGCAAGCUGAACUUCGUCGAGAUUCAACCAGUUGCUCGAAGCGCGGAGCAGAUCUGGUAUCGAUUACAACAAAAAUCUCUCGCGAUUGUUUUCACAAGAGACACUAGAAGGAUUAGUCAGUUCGAGGCGAUUAUAUUCCUUUCGGAUUAUAACGGACACACUUUGAACGCGGAUGCGUGCCAGGAAGAGCUCCUUCGAGUCUUUCGGAACACGUCGGAUGAAUUACUUGGCGUACACCCUGGACGCUCGAGAGCAGGCGUAAAGGCGUCAUCAAAUAGUCGCUGUGCAAAGAGGACGACACCGUAGAACAUGUCGACAUAAACGUGGCGGUCGUGUCGCGAUCGAAAUCCGUAGGAUCUACCGUUGUCCACGGCCGAAUGAUCCUUCACGAAAACUUAAGAUUGUAAUUUAAUCUACCAAAAACAGUAUGGACGCGAUCGAAUCAUUGCUAAUCAACCGCGUCGAUUAAACACUACUUCAAUCCACCAUAGAAUAACGAAUUAGAAAAGGCCAGGAUCGAAGAGCUACGAGCGAAGGUAUCAACACCUAAAACCGUGUGACACGUUCAUCGAGUUGAAUAUAAUUUCGAGGACUCGUUGAAGACCAUCGUUGCGGUUUGCUCGUAAAGGAAAAGGGGUGAAGGCGCAAGUAGGCGAGAGAGCGAAAAGGAAAUGGACCUUAGGACGACGAGGGGAGGGAAACUGUGGGGGAAUGCCGCGCGUUAAGUGUUCCGCGGAAUGACUUCGAAGGUAGUGUCUGAGGCGGGCGUGAUUCAACGGCAAUAAUGAGCGUCGAAACCAGGAUUCCGCGACGCCCGAGGAAAGCUCGAGCACGAUAGAGUUUUUUCGGAGAUCGUCGCGUGGCUAAGUAGACGGACUGGCGCGGGAAUGGUGCGGAAGUAGGUUUUCUUUCUUCCGGCUUCUGCUGGAGCAGCGGCGUACAAGUGGCGCAGAAGAGAACGAUGAUGUCUAGACAAAGCAAAGACCCCGUGCAGAAGUGCCACUCGGACCCAGGUGCUGUAAGUACCGCCGGUACUCCUUGCAGCCCUGGUAAGCGAAUUUCUCGAAGACUUGUACCAGGCAUUCCGAGCUCCUCCAACACACGCAAGUGUGUUCUCACCUUGGACGGCUAUAGCUACGUGAUCGUCGCAUCUCCGCCAGAUCGCAGAGUUACAAAAGAUGAUAUUGCGGUGUCCUCACCUGGUACAUCUCCGAACGUUAACGCUACUGCGAGCUGCACUGGUACAGCAUCCCCACGAUCGCAGAUUCCUUCUUCACCUGGUCGAAAUGGCCAGAUACCAAAACAAGGCACGCUAACGAUAGUACGCCGAAGUUCUGGCAAGAAUAAGAGUAUCGGCGGAAGUUUCGAAGGAUCUCCGCCACCACUCAGUCCUGAUACUCUUUCAUCCAGCCAGUCCGUCGAUCUUGAUGAGAUUCUUGAUACUGUCGAUUUAACUACAGACACGCUACCUGCCGUUGACACGCCCGAUGCUUGCGACAAAGCUGCCCUCAGACUAAGGUGCUUGCUGAGGCAGCUCCAGCAUGGUGAAAUAUCAGCAGAUUUACUCCAACGAAACUUACACUAUGCAGCACGUGUUCUCGAAGCCGUCUUCCUAGAUGAAACCAAGGUGAAUUCAGGCGGGGUUGAGUGCUCUCGGUCAUCGCGUAGGGGUGCGGGCCUGUCAUCUGCAUCCCUUGGAAGCGCCUUGGACUCGGACGGACCACAGGGCCAUGCGGUGGUAACCCAGAAACGGAAGCUUCGCACCCCCGUAUGGGCAAGAGACGCCGAGCGUGUGGAGUCAGCCGCUACUUGCCGUCAGGGUGUACGCCGUAGGCGGCUGGCCGACGAAGAUGAUGAACUGUCCGAAGUUCAACCGGACGCGGUGCCACCGGAAGUGCGGGAAUGGCUCGCGUCGACCUUUACCAGGCAGCUCGCGACCACCAGACGGAAGGCGGACGAGAAGCCCAAGUUCCGUUCGGUGGCACAUGCUAUCAGGGCAGGCAUUUUCGUCGAUCGGAUUUACAGGCGGGUAACCAGUACCGCGAUGAUGCAGUUCCCACAAGAAGUGGUUAAAGUACUUAAGACUCUAGACGACUGGUCCUUUGACGUAUUUUCCUUGAACGAGGCCGCAAUGGGAGCUCCGGUGAAGUAUCUUGGUUACGAUCUACUCAAUCGAUACGGAAUGAUCCACAAAUUCAAAGUCCCUCCUGCGGUGUUGGAGUGCUUUCUGGGAAGAGUCGAAGAAGGUUAUUGCAGGCACCGGAAUCCCUAUCAUAAUAAUCUUCACGCUGCAGAUGUCGCUCAAACCAUGCACUACAUCUUGUGUCAAACCGGUCUCAUGAAUUGGUUGACCGACUUGGAGAUUUUCGCCACUCUGGUGGCGGCGCUUAUUCACGAUUACGAGCACACUGGGACCACAAACAAUUUCCACGUAAUGUCCGGCAGCGAUACAGCACUUCUCUACAAUGACCGAGCGGUGCUGGAAAAUCACCACAUCUCCGCGAGCUUCCGGAUAUUGAAAGAGGACGAAUGCAACAUACUGCAAAAUCUGUCGAGGGAGGAAUUCAGAGAAUUUCGUUCACUUGUCAUCGACAUGGUUCUUGCGACUGACAUGAGCUUUCACUUCCAACAACUGAAAAACAUGAAGAACAUUCUGAGCUUGGCAGAGCCUAGCGUCGACAAAAGCAAAGCAGUCAGUCUCGUUCUCCAUUGCUGCGACAUUUCACACCCAGCCAAAAGAUGGGACCUUCAUCACAGAUGGACUAUGCAACUGCUAGAAGAAUUUUUCCGCCAAGGGGACAAAGAAAGGGCCCUUGGUUUGCCGUUUUCUCCAUUGUGUGACCGUAACAAUACUCUGGUGGCAGAAUCGCAAAUAGGGUUCAUAGAAUUUAUCGUUGAACCCAGCAUGCAGGUGUGCAGCGACAUGUUGGAAACGGUUCUCACACCGCUGAACGUCAAGGAGAGCGUAGAUGAGUCUAAUAACGGAUCAAACGCGGAAGCCAGAAGAUUCAAAAUUGGAAAGCCUUGGAUUCCUUCCCUAGCAGAGAACAAAAAGAUUUGGAAGGAGCAAGCUGUUCGAGAUGCCGAAGCGAGGGCCCAGAAAGAGCAAGAACAGAAGGCGAACGAGAACCGCGAAGAUGGCGAUUCCGCGCAACCGGUCGCGUCCGAAGAAUGAAAAAUCCGGCGGGCCGUACUGUUUUUCAGAAACAUAUGUAAUUUUAGGCUACGAAGUAACUCAUGAACAUGCUGGCAGUACUUCGGUGACACUAGUAAUCGUGUUGCUUGUCUCAAAAGAAUAACCGGUUCCUCCCGGUGCUCGGACGAACGUCGAAGGUCAAGUGUACAAUUAAGAAUCCAAGCUACGACUUAUUUAUACUGUUUGUUUACCACUGUCCUAUUCCACCGUGCGACGUUCCAUUGAUCUCGUUAUUAUAAUUGCGCUACCUACCCUUUCAUCGCAGGACCGUUCGACUCGAUGUACCUUCGCGUGUCCAAUCGGUGUGCGUCACCCAUCGACGAAACGUUUCUCACAGUUUCAGCGAACAACCAAUGCACUCGACAGCAUUCGGAACCUUCGAUUCCAUUUUCCUUGGUCGCACAAUUUUCGCGAUUUGUACAUAUACAGGCUUUCCGAUUUUUCUUACGCUUCGUUGACAAGAAAGUCGCGUUUAUUUAUAAAUCGCUCGCUUCAAAAAAACCUUUCAUUCUGAAUUGACGAAGAACAAACUCGUUGAACGUUAGUGUGUUCGGUAAACCAUUUGACUUAUGUUCGGCAAGAAUUGGAUAGUAUCGAGAUUACAAAGAUCUGAUAGUAUCGAUAGAAAUUCGUGUAUUUUCUUAUUGACGGAAGUAUUUGAUUUUCAUUUAACAGACUUAACUGGAAGUAGUCGAUACGAAGAUACGUGUUAAUAGUCGCUAUUUCUGAAAUAGAAGUGCAGUUGAUACGAUUAGUUUUUCUUCAUUGUUAUAGGUAUGGUAAAUAUCUUGUAUCUUGUAUCGCAACUGUAGUCUGCUUUUCUUUUUUAAAAACACACGACAAUUUUCUUAAACGCUACACAAUAUAGCGAAUGAUUGACAAUGUGUUAGUAAACCUGCGUACAUAACUAGACACACAUCAUUGAAACGAUUACCUAACGUUGUCAACGAUUAUCUCGUACGCUUUCGUUAUUUCACACACGAGACCACGAUGCAAAUGGAACUGUAUGUAAAACGAUGCACGAAAAUGACCGUCACAAAUUGUAUAUACAUACAUAUUUCUGGAUCAGUUGAAACCGUUCGACGUGAACAUUCGUCGUGAUGGCGUUAAUUUCAUAUUUCUCGCUUACUUCGGCAUCUCGACUAGCUUUACAAGCUAUUGCGUAACUAUUAUCAAAACAUAGGAAUAGUUUACCGGGCUCCCAAACGUAAACGUAGCCUAAAGUUACCGAUAUCUGCAGUAGGCAGAACAGAAGAAAACAAAAAUCAAGCACGCACGAGCGAGAGAAAAUAAAAUAAAACGUACUUAGAGCACAACUCUGUCUGUUCUCGAUGAAGUGCUAGUGAGUGAAAGGACACUACGUUAAUGUUGGCAAGGAUUUCCAUAGUGUUCUGCCUUUGGAACGCUGUCUUUAUCCGUACCUGUUUUUCUUACAAUUAGUGUAUAAUUGCGAACAUACAUUUUUCCAUAGCAACGAAGACUUUCACCUUAGAAGGGUUUAUAUUGAACUCCAUUAAUAUAAAAGGGCAUUUCGAACAUUCUUAUUGCAAAUGAAGCAUAUUGAUUAUAGAAUAUUGGUAAAAUCUGUUUAGUAUUUUUAAAAUUAUUAUGACAAGUUUAAAGUGUGACUUGAGAAAUACACGAACAUAAGUAUUAUUGUUAACACAUGGUUGACCAGUCACGAGUUAACUCGUGCUUGCAUUUGCAUUAGCCAUUUCAAUUUUUGAAACGCAGGGUAAUAUAAAAUAUUGCAAAAGCAAAGUAUUAAAAGGUGUACAAAAAAUACUUCUAAAGUUUCAUUUCAAUUCAUUAUGUAUAAAUAAAGUAUAUUGAAGUUUAUUCAGAUUGUUCACUUUCAUAUUUAAUUACGGAAUAAUAACCGGUGACAUGGAAUAGCUUCUGCCGGUCAACAAUGUUCUAUGUAUACUUUAAUUUCAUUGGAAGUAUCACGCAAGUACUAUACUGGAGUAAGGAUUUUGAAACGGAACAUACGAUGAUCCUUUCGAAACAGAAUUGCAGAGGUAAAGUUGAAAGUCUUCGUAACACCAUGCUCCAUUCUUAAUACGCACGCGCGAUGGAAGCAGAUUUUCGCACAGAGAGAAGCUACCAUUCGUUUCCUCAAAACUUCGACCAGCUAGAAACCUAGAAGAAAGACCAAAAAUCGCUUCUUUUCUAAGGUCCGAUUUCUCCGAAACGAUUCGCAUAGGGGAUUUUUAAGAGCAAUUUGUCGCUGUUCCAAUUAUAAUUUGUGAAAUGAUGAUCACAUUCUAAGAAAACUUGUAAAUUGUAUAUAAUUAACGAAUCUUAAGAAAUAUAAUGAAGAAAUGCAAAUCAUAAAAUGGUGAUCCCAACUCGUGUUGUUAUAUUUAUAAGUUGCAAUUGGAUCUCGGUAUUUCUUAAUAGGUAUACACUUUAUUACUUCAACUUUUUGGUAUAAUAAUUUUAAAUUAGAAUUAUAUACAUAUAUAUAUAAAAACAUGAAAAUAUUUUAUACUGCAUUUUUUAGAUAGUUUUGUUACAUAAAUAUGUCGCCUGGUUCCUGAAUAGCAGUGUCCAAGAACUUCGCAUAAAUGAUUAGUUAUUAACUUUAAGUCACAUGAAGAACUUUUCAAAAAUCUUCUCAAAACUCUUACCAAAUGUUACCUUUGAUAUGUCAUAAAUGCUUAAAUAUGGUUGAUCCAAUUUUCACAACAGUAUACAAAUACUUUUACGCUAUAUCAUUUACAUCUUAUCUAAUAUCUUAAAAAUUGCUUCGUCUUCGUGAUGUUUAACACGCUUAAUUUUGUUAAAAUCUUGUUACGAAGAAAAUUCCAAAAUUUCAUAAGAAGAAAUAUUUACAGCAUAUUUAUCAUUUCAUAAGAAAGAAGUAUUAAUUAAAAGCUUCACGAUGUUUUUGAAAAAUAAAAAUCCAAUCCAGCUAACAACUCGAUUCUCUAUUUCUCGAACAAUGUACUCUUCAUCCCUUUAUUCUUUAAAAAUAAAAUAAAUUAUGGUCGCCAACUAAAUAUAUUAAAUGAGAUUAAACGAAUCCGAAGGGAAAGGAUCACUGAACGAUGAUGUAGUCGACAUUAUUUAAACGUUCGCAUUGAAUUCAGCGGCUACAGGAACGAGGAUCGAAUCGGGAGAAGUCGGGCCUAAACAACCUCGACGGUCCAAAUCCUCGGGGUUGUAACGUCACUGUACAUACUUACUUGAAAUGUGUAUUCGUAUACACACAAAGGUGCAGCUUUAAUGUAUGUAAAUGUAAUGUAAUGAAGAUAUCACUGGUGUUUACUCGGCGUACGUUACGUUUCGUGUACGUGUAGAUAUACGAACACGGAAGAGAAAAGGAUCGCCGUCUUGAAAUCAAUGCCCUCAUAUGGGUCCAGAUACACUAGCAAGAAACUAGCAGUUUGAGUCCUAGAAUGUUCGAAGCAAACCUUGUCGAAAAGACACAAACGUCCCCAUAGCACUUACAUAGCUUAGCUCAUCUAGACAAAUGCUAAAUAGCGCGACGACGCAUUUCUUAUUCAACCAAAAUGAUCAAAAAUACUGCAAACCAAAAACAAAAUAUUAGGUCUACCGGAAAGUUCUGUCCGUUUCUGAAUGAAAAGAAAAUAAUACAUAAUACAUUUGUUAAUAUUUACUGAACAAUAUAAUUUCCAUCGUUACUAGCGACCUGCUUCCAGCGUGAUUUAUGGAUUCCAUUUCUGUGAAAUCACUCAUCUUUGGAAACUUGAGAUGACAUUAUCGAACAGAACUUUCCAGUAGACCAUAUUACUUAUAUGAUUUAUAUAAAAAAAGUAAUUAAUACAAUGGACAAGCAUUAAUAAAGUUCGAGUACACCGUUAUUUAACACGUUGACUGCCACGAGAAACAUCUGUGUUUUACGUAUCAUUUAUUCCUUUGCAGCAAAGAUAAAAAGAAAUAAUUCUUAAUUAUUUGCUAUCACAAUUCUUACGUUACAUUGUUAUCUAAUUAUUUAUGCUAUUGAAUAUUUUUAUUCGACAUCAGUUGUCUAAUGAAUUAUAAUUUUUUUCAAGUCAUUUUGGAGCUCUGGUCUCAUGGGACCACAGUGGCAGCGAAAAUGUUAAAGCGGUUAAAUCUAAUAAAUCUUUUCGACAUGAAAUCUGAGCAGGUUAGCAACAUUUUCUUAUGAUAGCGACUUUCGUUAAGUGUAUGAACGCAUUUAAAAUCGCUGUUAGCAAGUCACUCUUGCAAAGAAAUGUCGCGAGUUUCUUUCCGGUGUAUCCGCGGCUUAUAAAAAAUAAUAUUGCGAUGACGCGUUAGCGCAAACUCGAACGGGAAUCACGCGUGUAUCCAGAUCGAACAUAUCCGAGAGUCGUAUAUGUUCUGCGUGCCGCAUUGAUCGAUCGGAAACAUGAAGAAAAUAAAUCUACACGAUAUCCUUUCUGUACUUCGACUGGCAGUCCCUGUGAAUUCUUCGAAGAUCCUCGAGGAUCCUCGUUGUCUUCGUUACGAGCAAUUCUAUUCGUGUACACACGGCAAAGAUUUGAUGCUGAAGCAUUUAGCGCGCGCGUUAUCGGAAAAGAAAAAGAUAUUUUAUCGUCGUAGAGGACGUAUAGAAUGUAACGUCUCUAACUCUGAAGUUAAACAUAUCCGUCCUGUAUUUAUUUCGUUUCUCUUUUCGGAUUCAAUUCGUAUAUUUGCGCGUUGCUGCCUUGACGCUCAACUGGUGCCCUACAGUAUCGUUACCGCGUGACUCGACUGAAACGCUUGUGAUCAUAUGUCUGUGUCUUUGAAACAAUUUGCUACGCGAUUUAGCAGGGAAAGUAUAAUAGGUUAUUAUCGUUGAAGAUGAAUAGUAAACGACGGUAAAUGUCUAGAUGAGUAACCUCCUCGCCGAUUUUAAUGACACCGGAAUAUAUUGUCAAAGACGUCAUUCUGAGUAACUUUUUCCUGUACACAUAAUAGUCGGUCUCUUUUAGUUUUGGUGUUACAUGUAAAAAUAUGUGGUAAAUAUUUGGAUGAGCAACCUCCACAAUAAUCAAAAUAACCUUGAAGCAGGUUGUCAAGGGCAUCAUUCUGAAUAACUUUUCUCUAUACAUACAUUGCCAAUAUAUUUCAGUGUCAUUGCAAUCGGUAAGGUUGUGACUCAUCUAGACAUUUACCAUAACGACAGCAACGGACUGCUCAUUUCCAAUUUACGAAAAUAAGAACUCGGAUCAGUUUCAGAUGGGUUCACUUUAUGCACUGUUUAAGUUAUUUAAUUGAGAUUUGUUGAUGAGAUUAUACUGUGAAAGAUGAAAUAGUUCAGCAUAUUAAAUAUGUAAGUCAAUAAUCUGAAAGUAACGAGAGAUCCAAAGUGAUGAAAUUGAAAUGAAAUCGAAUAAAACAACCCCUUUUCUGAUAUUGAAUUUCAUUUUAAAUAAUUAUUACGUUUACGUAAUAUAUUCAACACACACAACUGUUGUGUAUGUUUCGAAUUAAAUUAUUGCAACCAAAAUUCUUUCAUUUGGACUAUCUGUUAAUGGUUUAGGUAACAGAGACAAAGAGGAGAAACAACCUUGUUUUAUAUAGUGUCAGAUUCGUGACGAAAAUUUCGAACAGAUUUUAGCAAAUAUAUCUAUCAGUAUAUUCGAUUGACUUGAAAUUAAAUAUUAUUUUUCUAUUAUCAAUCGUUAAUUGUAAAUACACACAUACGACAAAUAUAGAAUUCUUCUUUUUUUCCAGUAAAUUAUUAAUGAUAAAAUAGUUUUAAUUAACGCACUUUUGAAGAAAUUCAUCGGACAAGGGGUUAAACAAUAUGUCGUUUAGUGAGUACAAAGUUCUACUAUGAUUCCAUUAAGAUUGUUAAAACUGUUUUCACGCGAAAGCAAUUAUUCAAAGCAAUGUUUCAUUGAAUUCUGAUAGAAAAAUGAAUUUGCAUCCCUUUCAAUAGAGCAACAUUUUUUUGCAACUAUCAUUAUCAAUCUCUAUAUGAGUGGCAUAGAAUAAUAAUAGUCUAUCUACUAUUUUUAAGUUCUCGAGAAAAAAAAGCUUUCGUAAAACGUUCUUAGAUUAAUUAAAUAAAUAAUAUUACAAUGUUAUUAAUUUCAUUAAUUAUCAAUAAUUAUUGGUAUCAAUAAUCGCAAUUAAUGUUAUUAAUAAUGUCAUCAAUAAUUUCAAAUGUUAGUAAUUGUAAUUAUUGAUAAAUAUUAUUAGUGGCAAUUAUUUACAAAUAAUAUCACAGAUAAUUAUCGAUAAUUAAAAUAAUAGUAAUUAAGUAAUCCAAGGACAUUUCGCGAAAGUAUCUUUUCCUGAGAAUUCAGAAAUAAUUAGACCAUUAUUAUUCUGCGCCACUGAUAUGUCGAUGAAGAAAAAAUUACCCUGAUACUUGGGACACCUAUUCAGCGUCUGAGAAUCAACGGUCCUUGGUUCUGUACAAGUAAGUUAAUUGUACAUAAAAGUCUUAAUAGGCGGGAUCAAUUGCCUGCUUGCCACAGAACAUUCGAGUAUUUUGUUGGCAUCAUAUUCCGAUAAGACUGUGCACAAGGUUCGGAUUCGUUGCGACGGUGUUUCCGCGAAUUGCUCGAAAAAGCAGGCCAUUUUCGUAAUUUUUAGUUCCGUCGUGGCCAUUUGCGCACGCGAAAGAAACGUCGUCGUUGGCGAUAAUACUUUUAUGGUUACUUUUUGCGUUCAUGUGCUGAGCACGAAUUCGUUUUACUACUUUCUGCAGCGGACGAGGGGCCAAACGCGUGAUAGAAUUUACAUUGAAACCAUGGUCGCGUUAAGAGAACAAUUUUCGAUAGAAUAUGUGCGAGCGAAGACGCAUCACCUCUACGCACUGUCUAAUAGUUGGUAACAAUUUCCGCAGUCGCUGAAUAGAAUUAUAAGGCGGGACUAGGAAAGGCGUUGUUUCGAAUUGAAGGUUGUUCGAUGCAGAUCUUAUUCCACUAAACCAAAAACUAAGAAGCGAGGAAUGUUUGAUGCAAACUUUAAUACCAAACCAAAGUCAAAUGGCACAUAGGAUACUCCUUUUUCCAUUAAUCUCAAUUCUUUUAUUUGUGAAAGAAAUAUCAUUUAUCGUGGAAAAUUAAUAUUACAAAUAGUAAUUUACGUUAAAUCUAUAUAUUUGAACUGUUUUCUUUAUAUUACCUACCUCUCUUUUGCAAAUCGGUUUCCCGAUUCAAUUAUCUUCUUUCUACUUUAAUUUCGACCCCGUUCCAAUUCUUAUGUUAUAUUUUUAUAAAAAUAACUCGGAAAUGUGGUAUAUUCAAAAAUGAAAAUGACAACCUUUGGAAAGUAAACUGCCAGAGAGUUGCUAUCUUUAUAUAAAAUACAUAACAUUAUGAAUUAUUUAUGACCUUUUUUACUCACACUUUACUUUAUAAGAGACAGAUUUUGAAGCUUACUGCAUCACCAGCGUUAUUUAAUUUUUGCGCAUCGAACAUUCUCAAUCAUCGGUUCAUAACUCUCUAUAAUUGUAUAGUGCAUACAUUAAUGUUUAUUGGCAUUCGGUGAUCGUUAUGUACACUGGCUCACAAAAGUAUUCGAAAUGGAUAAAUACAUUUAUAAUGGAAAUAUUAUACUUACCAAAUGGCGAAUACCUUGAAAUCCCUGUAUGUAUGAUGCUUGGGGUACAUGUAAAGAUAAUGUGCGUACAUUUCAUUGAAAUCAACACAUAUCGAUUUUGAAUACUUUUAAGGGCCAGUGUAUAUUACAGUAAAACUUGGAUUAUCUAAUUUAAUUAGGAAACAGCCCAGGUAAAUAAACAGUCCAGAGUCUAUAGAUUCGAGAAGAAACAUUUGAAAAGAUAUUUGCCGAAUUCGAUCGUAUAUAUUCUAAGGUACAAUCCAGGAAUCCAAGAGAUUGAAUUCCAAUUUACCCAAGAUUCUGUAUAAUCUAGAUCAUGAAGAAUUAUAUAAAAGUCUCGAUUGAUCGAGGUCCUACCGUAGCAACAAUUAUGCGUAUUACUAAUUAUAUGUUGCAAAUUAUUCGUCGUCUUCGCUCGCAUCACACGCCGUCAAUAUAAUCGUCUAGGGAUCUCUUUUAGACAAACACUGGCCUUUCCUUGUUGAAUAAACGGGUGCGAAUCGAGUCCGUGAUCGUACUUGAAUCAGGGAAACGUAUGGCACGUCCUCGACAACAUUUCCUUCUCUAGUGUACCUAACGAGGGGAAAAGGUGUCAUAAAAGGUGACACGAUGACUCGAUCGAAUUAAUGUUACACGGUAAAAGAGGCUUCGGAUAAGAAUACUCGACCAAUAAUCGUAAUACGUAAGAUAAGUAAACUCGAAAUGGUACGUAACAGGCGUAUGCACAUUGCGUACACGCAAGCGAGGAACCGAGGUGGUUAACAAACACUUCUUACUUCCCCGAAAGAAAAACAAAAGUACACGUUCACUGUUUAUCCGUCGCGUACACGGAGAUAUUACUUAACAGCGAGCCUAGCUGAACAUAAUUGUCAAUAAGGCUCGCCGAAUAAAUGUGUACCACGAAUCUCUACAGAAAAACCGAAUGACCGGAUGAGUUCUCCUUUGAUUCUAUUUCAUUCGUUUUUUCCAAGAACCCUAGUAUACUUCCGUUUUCGUCGGCACCAUUUACCGCAAAAGAUGUGUACAUAAUCAGUAACUUUCAGCACUGUGUCCGUUUGAUGUGAUGUAACUAAAACAAAGACGUAAAACAAAACGGGAGAAUAUAUUAAUAUGAAUAUAAAUACAAAGUAUAAAUACACCUCGUGUAUAAUUAGUACUGUAUUCUGCAUAAAUUUA